AUGUCUCUGCCCCAGGCUACCAAGGAUGUCUCUGAGAGGCCCGCCGCCACCUCCGUCGUCGAUCCAAUCGACAAGAAGACCCAAGCAGAGGAUGUUGACCGCAAACUCGGUGUCGUCGGCGUUCUCAAGGCUUUCUCCGAAUCUCGCAUGCCUUCCAACGAGCAAAUCGACAAGUUCCUCAAAUACGUACUUCAGAACUCCCCCGUUGAUACCAAGGAGCUCUCCCACGACGGCCAGCGGCUCAUCGAAGACACGCGCGACAUCAUCGAGAGCGCGCGCCUCAUCGUCCAGCAGAAGAACGCCGAUGAGCUCUUCCAGAACUUCGUGUGGCAUACACGCGACGUGGACCUUACCCAGGCGAAAAAGGACCCCAAGGAGGUUGUUCCCGUCGACAAUGGGAAGGUUCAGGAAGAUGGACGCGAGGCCGUCAAGCAUCUCCGGACCCUCCUCUCCCUCGUUAUGACCAACGCUGAAGUGCGCAAGCUCUUAACCGACUUUUCGACCAUCGGUCGCGACAUCCUCGCCCGCACCGCCAGCAAGGUCGCGGACAAGGCUCGCCCCGAUGAGGAGGCUCUGCACCGCAUCGACGAGUCUGCACCUCGGGACCAGUUCGUGACGGAAGGCGGUCGAUUGGCUGGACAGGACGAGACCCCAGUGCUCGAAGCGCGCAUUCCGGGCACCGAUACCAACAUUGCUCAGCACCCACGCGAAGAACUCGGUCAGGGAGCAAGAGUCAGAGAUGCCAAUGGCCAGGUCAGAAGCGGUGCUGAUGUCGUGGACGAGGCCCAGGUCAAAGUUGACCAGGCCACUGGCAGCGCGCAGGUAUCACAACGUCAGACUGAAGAUCUCCAAGAGAUGGUUGGGGACAACGUUGUACCUGAGGAUCGUGAAGACGCCGAGUUGAAGAAGAAGGGCUUCAUGAAUAAGAUCCGCGGUGUUGGGGCCGGUUUGUCGGACCGCAUCCCCCAAGACCACAAGGAACGCGCGAACGAACAUUAUGAGCGCGCCAAGCGUGUAUUGGCCGAAGAUUAUUUCCCUGAGGAGCGCCGCGAUCAGUUCCUUUACCGAGGAAAGAAGGUCAUCGUCGAGUGCCAGAGGCACAAGGACUACCAAGAGUCCAUCAAAUGGUUGCUUAGUUUUCUGGAGGAGUAUGCCGCCCAUGGCCAGACCAUCGCAGGUCACGGCAAGGACUCAGGGAACACCUUAUCUAGCGAUGCGUCCUUGAAGCAGGCUACCUCUGAGCUGCGCAUGCUGCUCGAGCGAUUCGCAAAUGGCAAGAGCCUCAGCACGAUCGGCGACGCCAUACAGACUCUCUACAGGGAUGCUCAGCAGGACGAAGAGCUUCGAGAGUGGUUCAAGUCGCUCGACACGUACGCUCGCAAGGUACUGCUCGACGCCGGCUUUGUGCUCGAGCCUCAGUGCAACAGCGAAGCAUCCGCCCUCAAGGAGAACGGCCGCAAGUUCUACGACGACAAGUACAAGAGUCACUUCGACAACUUCUUCAACACUACUGGCGACUGGUUCCGCGCCAUGGGCGAAGACCCUCUCAACAAGCGCUUCGGCCAGGACUGGGCUCGCCUCACCAAGGACCUCCUCUUCGACAGUGAGGGUAGCCUCAAGUUCAAGCCUGAGCUAUGGAUGGACAUCCGCAAGGUUAUCCUUCCCAGCAUCAUUAAACAAGUCGGAUGCAUUCCCAUCCCUCGCAUCGAGUACACCGACGACAACCUGGACCUCGUCAUCGAGAAUCUGGCGCUCUCUGGUCGCAACCUCUUCCCCAAUAUCGUUAGUAUGGAAGCGCACAACUUCAUCAAGUUUAGCCCGUAUGACGCCAUCAAGGACGAGAAUCACCACGAGUUCACGCUCACCCUGGGCCAAAUUCAGGCGGACAUGCGCGACGUCGCCUUCUAUUUCAAGCGCAAGUCGGGUUUCCCGAAGCUCACCGACUCGGGUCUCGCCGACGUCCUGCUCGGCGGCGAGGGUCUGACGGUCUCCGCGCACGUGGUGUCCGCGGACAAGGACAAGUCGAGCGUCUUCAAGGUCAAGAACGUCCACGUCAAAGUCGCCCACCUGAAGUUCUCCAUCCGCGAUUCAAAGCAUGACACCCUGUACAAGACCCUGCGACCGCUCGCCACAGGUCUCGUCAAGCGUCAGCUCCAGAAGGCCAUUGCGGACGCCAUCACGACCGGGCUUGAGUACGUCGAUGGCCAACUCGUCGGCGUGCGCGAUCGCAUGGCUGAUGCGAAGGCGUCGGAGGAGAAGACACGCACUCAGGUGCUUCAGGAGAUGUUCCAGCGCAACAAGGCUGAAGCGCAGUCAACCAAGUCGAAGGCGGAUGAAAAGGCCUCACACUUCAAGAUUGUCUCGCGCCACGACUCCGCACUGCUACCCCAACAGGGACACCCUGCCGGGUGGAUUAACCGCACUCAGGAGCGGGAGGAUGCCGCUCUUCGUGGAACCGAUUGGCGCAGUGACGCGUAA
Molecule: messenger RNA, 2478 nt
Organism: Epithele typhae
Lineage: Eukaryota; Fungi; Basidiomycota; Agaricomycetes; Polyporales; Epitheliaceae
Exons: 9
Coding region: 1-2478 (825 amino acids)
Molecular function (GO): lipid binding
Source: RefSeq, a predicted model, not a curated record